CUGCCUUCAUCCUGCCUCCCACUCUCAAGUGGGAUGCUGCACAAGCUACCAGCAGGAAUGGGAGGGCAGAAGGCUUGUCUCCAGAAGAGCCAGUGGGUACUGCCCCCUGCCCAUUUGCCAUCUGGAAAUGGAACUUUCCUACCAGUGCAUAGCAGAGGGCCGUGCCUGCCCGGUGCAUUCAGUGGGUACAUAGGAGCAGAACAGAAUUUUCCCUCAGGAGAGAUCAUCGGGGGACAUGAGGCCAAGCCCCACUCCCGGCCCUAUAUGGCGUAUCUUAAGAUCGAGAAUAAGAAUGAGCAGGUUUCGUGUGGUGGGUUCCUGAUACACAAGAAUUUCGUGCUAACCGCCGCGCACUGCCACGGAAGCUCCAUCAGGGUCAUCCUGGGGGCCCACAACAUCAAGAAACAGGAGAUGACCCAGCAGGACAUUCCGGUGAGAAAAGCCAUCCCCCACCCAGACUAUAAUCCGAAGAACUACUCCAACGACAUCAUGUUACUGAAGCUGGAGAGAGAGGCCAAGCAGACUGCAGCGGUAAGGCCCCUCCGCCUGCCCACCGGCAAGACCCGGGUGCGGCCAGGACAGGUGUGCAGUGUGGCCGGCUGGGGGCGGGUCAACGCCAAGAUACGCACGUUCUCAGAUACUCUGCAAGUAGUGAGGCUGGCAGUGCAGGAGGAUGGGCAGUGCAAAUCCCUCUUUCCCAGUCAUUACGACCGCACCAUUCAGCUGUGCGUGGGGGACCCAAUGGAAGAAAAGUCUUCCUUUCAGGGAGACUCUGGGGGCCCUCUCGUGUGUAACAGUGUGGCCCAGGGCAUUGUCUCCUUUGGACGCCGAAAUGGGACACCUCCACGGGUCUAUACCAAAAUCUCAACUUUCCUGCCCUGGAUAAAGAAAACCAUGAAAAGCCCCUACCUGCAGGAACCAGACUAUUUGCUCUAGAGCUGAUCCAGAAUCACGCUGCGGAGGGUGGCAGGAAAGGUGCCAGCAAUCAAAUAAAUGUCUCUUACCUGAGUAUCAGCCAUCAAAUAAAUGUCUCUUAACUGACUGUGAA
Messenger RNA from Callorhinus ursinus (northern fur seal), 1048 nucleotides. The record is from RefSeq and is a predicted model, not a curated record. NCBI's taxonomy places the organism in Eukaryota, Metazoa, Chordata, Mammalia, Carnivora, Otariidae.